AUGCUUUUCAAGACGUUUCUCAUCGGCCUUCUGGCGCCGGUUGCCCUUGGCUUCGCCAUCCCUGCGAAGCGUAGCGACGCGCACAUGAACCUACCCAACGUCGACCUCAACCGUCUGGAUGCUCCCAUCAUCGACGAACACGUCAACUUGCCUAACGUCGACCUGAACAGGCUUGACGCCCCUAUCAUUGAUGAGCAUGUCAACCUGCCCAACGUCGAUCUCAACCGCUUGGACGCUCCCAUCCUUGACGAUGAAUCUUACUGA
This is a messenger RNA of Pyricularia pennisetigena, 264 nucleotides long. RefSeq lists its product as uncharacterized. The record is from RefSeq and is a predicted model, not a curated record. The transcript has 2 exons. Bases 1 to 264 code for a protein of 87 amino acids. Lineage: Eukaryota; Fungi; Ascomycota; Sordariomycetes; Magnaporthales; Pyriculariaceae.